Messenger RNA from Penicillium odoratum, 2190 nucleotides. RefSeq lists its product as uncharacterized. The record is from RefSeq and is a predicted model, not a curated record. Lineage: Eukaryota; Fungi; Ascomycota; Eurotiomycetes; Eurotiales; Aspergillaceae. The transcript has a single exon. The coding region runs from base 1 to 2190 and encodes 729 amino acids.
AUGGAGUCUCCAACGCGUCCAGUCCUCAGUCCCACCAAAGCCCUGAACCCGGUAUCGCCGGAACGCAUGAAUCAACAAACAAUCCCCGCCUCUCCUUCCCUCCCCUCGGAACUCUUGUCCCUACACCAUAAAAACGCGAAAGGAGUGUCAGAGGUUCAAGCAAAGGUGGCAUUUUUGAAUAGCCUCGCUCGAGGGGGAAGCCCAAGUGCUCAAGCACAAUCAGCCAUAAACAAUGCCGCGCUGCAAAGAGCAAUCCUCGGUCGCGAGGAGGCUGAAUCCGCCCUCGCAUCAGCUCAAGAAGACCUCGCCGAAGCACAAUCACGAGAACGCCGAAUCAGCGAGCGACUUGAAUCACUAUUAGAGGAACUCCACGGCACCAAAGAACGCCAAGCCAACGAACGAUCAAUUUUUGAGAAAGAAAUCAGAAAGGCCCGGAAAGAAGCUUUCCGUGCGGGCUCGACACUAGUCAAGCUGCAAGAAGAGCUAAAACACGCCAAAUCAGAGUCAAAGGCCUUGAAAGACGAAGUCGCCACGGAGCGGGAAGCCAAGGACCACGCGAAACAGGAGGCAUUCGAACGUGCAUACGCUCUGGCCGGUCUCACUGAAGAACUAGAAGUCCUCAAGGGUAAAUUCCGAUCUAUAGAAGCAUCCAGCCAGUCAGAUAAACUGGAGGUUCGAGCCCAAGAGAUUCGAAAGGAAGACUUUGGCCGGAUGUCAAUAGCGGAGGGUGAUCUAGCAUUUUUGACAACACCACGCCGACCGAAGCGAGCUGCCGCAGACUCAAUCAGAUCUCCUGCUCAGGAAAGAGAGCCUGAAAACAUUGCAGAAGCCACUCCCCCGAAGCGACAACGACUAUCCGAGGUUACAUCUCUUGUUAAGGAGCCAGCCUCAACCGUUACCCCCUCGUCAGAAAUGGACAAUGAAAUGAUAGAUGAACUGAGGGAUGAGCUUUAUAUCGAGCGUCGUCAGAGAAUUCACGCGGAGGAAAUGGUCCAUUUCCUGAACAUCGAAUGCCAGUUUGAACGAUGCUCGUGCCGAAUCGCUGAAAAGGAAGGUCGGAGAUACAUUUACGACACCGAAUACUACGAAAGGUUCCAAAGGCCGCAAUUGGAAGCCGAAGCAGCGGCUCAAUCAAAGGUCAAAGCUCAAGCAGACGCGGCAGCGACACAAGCAAAGGCAGAGGCAGACGCGGCAGCUAAAGAAGCUGCGGCAGCACAGGCAAAGGCCCAAAUGGACGCGGCGGCGCAGGCAAAGGCACAGGCAGAUAAAAUAGCGGCGCAAAUAUUGGCCGAUGCGCAAGCAGAAGCAGCGAAAAUAAUGGCACGGGCGCAAGCAGAGGCGGCGCAAGCAAAGAGACAGGCAGAAGCAGCGGCCCAAGAAGAGAUAGCUCGACGAGCCCAGAUCUCAUACUCUGCGCCUCAGUCUAGCCAUACCCCUUCUGUGGAGCCUCCUGCCCCUCCUCCACACCGACAUGGCGUGGAAUCGGGGGUGAAAGUCAAGCGCGAGCCAACAGAACCCCCUGAGAAAAUGCCUAUGCCGGAUGAACCGUUGGUGACCUUCUCACCGGAGACAGGAACUUUCAAAACAUUCCCAUCACCUAUCCGCGACAAUGCUAGGCCCCCACCCCGGCGCAUUGAUGAAUUUGCCUCCCAAAGUAUUCCGUACCCAAGAGUUCGAUCCCGCGCCGAAUCCAGGGAAUCAGCCUCCUCAAGUGGACAUGUGCGGUCUUUCACUCCAUCAGAAGAACCCAGAUCGUCGUCUAGAAUGGCGAACUCUGCCCCUUCAGAGCCGGUUAUGAAUGAGAACGUUCACACCAAUACGUCCAUUGACGCCAGGCCUACAAGAAAUAGGGAGAGAGAGGAAUAUCACUCUCAUUCAACAACCAAGAGAGUUCCUCUUCGUGAUCCAACACAGCCCCAGAGCUCGUCUUUUCUCCCAGAUCAGCCAAUCAACCGCGAUGAUGCCCUCGCACAGAUAAGAGCGAGACGUAGCCGGGCGCGAAGCAAUGUCCGCUCAGUGAGCCUCAACGAAGCAACCGGCCGGUCUGCAGGUUCCACUGGAAGCACUGCCACAACUCCUGGUCGGGGGCCACGACGCAUCCCAAAUCUCCAAACGCAAUCUUCAAGAAGCGAAAACGACUUGGUCGAACGUCGGGAUCUGAGUGCUCCGGUCCGUAUGUUCCGUCGGUAA